This is a messenger RNA of Drosophila serrata, 537 nucleotides long. RefSeq lists its product as uncharacterized. Lineage: Eukaryota; Metazoa; Arthropoda; Insecta; Diptera; Drosophilidae. The record is from RefSeq and is a predicted model, not a curated record.
AGCCUGAAAUAAAAAUGGGUAAGAAGUAUAAAACAAAGUCGGUGGCAAACCAAAAGAAGAAGGCUGUCCCGAAGGAAGCCCCUGAGACUGCAAAGACUAAGGAAUUGGAAGUCGUCGAUACAACAUCCACUGGACCGAAGGAUACAGCUUCUAUUGUCCUUCCUUCUACGGAGGUGGACAAUAAGCACUUGGAGCAAGUGGCGGCCAUUGCUAUAAUGCCGCUACGCUUGGACCAGCAAAUUCAGGGUAUCAAGGCCAUCCAGAAGCAGCUUUUGGAUCUUCACCUGCAGCAGGUGAUGAAGCUCGACGAGUGCACCAAUCUACUACAGGAACUGAAUGCCCUAAAGCCGCGCAAUGAUGUGGAGUUGAAGUUGGUUCUUGAUACUUUUGUCCAGGUCAAGGACAAGCUAUCAGAUGUAUUUGGGCACUUUCUGCCUGCUCAGUUGGAUAUUUUAAAGCAGGUGCUGGGAAAUACCAAGGAAACUAAGACAAACUAAAUUGUUAUUCAUAACAAUAAAGGAAAAUGCCAUAACCAUA